Molecule: messenger RNA, 1341 nt
Organism: Mercenaria mercenaria
Lineage: Eukaryota; Metazoa; Mollusca; Bivalvia; Venerida; Veneridae
Exons: 3
Coding region: 80-1300 (406 amino acids)
Source: RefSeq, a predicted model, not a curated record
UAAAAGAUACAGCCAGGUAUAUCACUUACAUUUGCAACCUGCAAAAGGCAAUCACUUACACCCUCAAACCUUAGCUAACAUGGCGGCUAACAGGAAUUAUUAUGCUAGAGACAACAGAGGUUUUCACGGCGAGCCCCCAGAUCAGUUUAUUCCAUCUAGACCAAGAGAACGAAACUCUACUCAAGAUGGCUUUUAUGGAAGUGGUUGGCAUUCAGUCAGCCAUGAAUCUAUACAAAUGCAAACUAUGGGACAACCAUCACCAAUGUACCAAGGAAUGCUUAUAAUGGCACCAGGUCCUUAUGUACCCCCAGUAAUAGCGCAUUACCCGCACGAACAUCCGGGAAAUAGAAUGCAAGUACCAGCAGACCAACGUUUAGUGAGAGAUUCCACAACACCGAUGCCGACUGAUCAUGAAAAUGACAGACCACGGGUGCAGCCUUCAAUAGGAGGAAUUAUUUUCAAACGCAUCAUCUCUUCAUUAUUUAUCAUUCUUGAUAUUUGCCUUAAUUGGAUGCAGUUUGGCUCGUGGGUCGGUAAUUUCGAAUUACCGGGCUGGUUAGAUUUUCUAGAAAUAGCAAAUAGUUUAAAGGGAAAAUCCCCAUUGAAGUCCCAAUGCGACGAGGGAUCCUUCGACCUUACGACAACCUUCGGUGCCUUUAUUGGCAUUGGAACCGCAUACGGCCUCGUUCGGAUAGUUAAUACUAUUGGAGAGACAAUUGUUGAAUAUCAGAAACAAUAUCCUAGUGAAACUGAGCCGCGGUGCAGAGGUUUCCAGAUUCUCCAUGGUUGGAUGGAGACCACUUUCGCCAUUCUCUGUGAUGACCUGCCACAGAUUAUUCUGUUGGUCAUCUUUAGUUGGCAGUGUCACAUCGAUUAUAUUUCCAUGGCAAAAGUCUUGAUUUGGGCGUGGAUUAAAAUGAUGAAGAAUAAUUUUCGCCCAGGUACAUGUAAGCACAUCUACAAGCCAUGUUGCGGCGAAUGUUUCGAGGACUGUUGUGUCGACCGCUACGACUUCAUCUGUUGUUGCCAAGUACUCUACUUUAGACCAUGCAGCUGCUGCAACGACAAGAAAUGCAUCGAAUGCGUGUCAUACGAUAACUGUCCCGAUUGCACGUGCAAAAGAAAUGAAAGGUGUUGUGGUGAAAUCGACCACGACCCUGAAUGGGCUUUGGGCUUAUAUGAGAAGUUACUUUACCUGUAUUUCAUACUUAUGGUUGCAAUAGUUGUGUUUUCAUUACUAAAGGGAUUUGGCGUACUCAAACAAAAUCAAGGAUUUUCAAAAUUACAGACAAACAUCUAAUAUCCAGAGACAAGAAGAAACUUCAAACGCUCGGGCAUACU